AGCAGAAUCUUGUUUAAGAAUUUGACAAAAUAUAACAGGAUUUCAUUUUUCUGUUGUUUAACAGGAGAAAUACAUGAAUAAAGGUCAUUUUUAAAUCCCAUAAGUCUUUUAGCCAAUCAAAUGUGAGUAUUUGGGAUAGUCCGCCAUCGCUCGUGACUUCAGUUUCAGAUACUUAAAAUUUCUUUGCCAGUGGUGUGAAACGAGCGCUGCUAGCCCUCCCGGUCAAAAUGGGUUGGACAUCUAUUGGCGUCAAUGGCAGCCAAUAAGUUAAUAUUUAAAAAUGAAAAUACAUUUUUAUAACCUGAGCUUUUUAAUCCGAUUCCAAUCUUCUUAAAAAAUGAUGUGAUUGGACGCCCGAUUUCCGAUCACGUGAUCGUAACAUUUUUUUUUUUUUCCUACAAUGUAAAAGGGGAAACUUUAAAAUGUUUUUGAGGGGAAAAAAUAUAACUCCUGAUUUUGGGCUUUUUUUUGGAAAAUUUAAAAACACUGUAAAAGGAAAGAGUUUAACUAAAGUCCUCAUUUGGGGCUUUUAUUUUAGAAGAUAUGUGUAUUCAGCAAAGCUCAUGUGUCGUUAUAAUAGAAAUAAAAAAAUUAAAAUGAUUUUAAAAGUGAUAUCGAAUAAUAUCAACAUCGGUUUUGAGCAAAUACGCAUGUUGCAUUCAAAGUUAAUGAAGAAUUUCCGCCUUUGUACAAGGGCUGGCCACGGCUUAGCAAAGAUUCUCCUUAUUUUUCACUGAAUAAUUAUUUGGAAAAGCUUGAAGUUGUUACAUUUAUCAUUAUAAAAACAUCCAGUGGGGCAUUACAAUUAAUGCUGCAACAAUUAAUAAUCAAUUAAUUCGAUAAGAAUAAAAGCUUCAAAUCAAAUUUUGCUGCUUUGAGUAUUCGUUUAAAGGGAAUCAAGGAUAGAAGGACAUGUAGUUCUUACAAGAAAAAAAAAUCAGUACGAGUUAUGGUAAUUGAUGUGGGAAAAUAUUACAUUAUGCUUUUGUGAUGUAUGAUUGCUUCUGUGACAUAGAUUGUGACAACUUCUAUUGUUUUUCACCUUGUUCCCAUAGUUAGGAGAAGCGCUUGAGAAUCUCACGAGACAACUUGUUUUGCACCAUAGUAUUGUUUUGCUAGGAAUUGAUCCUGCCGCUGCUGCUGCUGGCUCUGCUGGUCCUCAUCAGCACUCAUAAUCCGCACGUGUCGUAUGCCGGCGAGGCCACGGUGGAGCGCGAAAAGGACGAAGUGACGGUUCUCAGAGGGCUCGGCUAUGCGCCCGCUACCAACGUCACCAACCGUAUCAUGGAGGAGGUCGCCCAGGAGAUGCACCUCCAAGACGGUUUGGAGGUGUUCGGCAGCGAGGAGGAGCUGGAGAACGCCAGCCUGUACCAGCCGUCCAGCUUCGUUGGCGUGGUGUUCGCCGACGCUUCGGCUACGUCUUACAGUCUGCGCUUCCCUUACGACCGGCUGCCGCAUCCAAGCGACUUUAUCGAGUCCGGCGUCACCUGCCCGGGAGGGUUUUUCAACUGCCGAGCUGCAAACUAUUGGUACUCUGGAUUCGUCCGCCUACAGUUGCUGAUAGACGCCGCCAUCAUCCAGAUGCAGACCAAGCGCUCGGUGCGGAACGAGCUCGACGUGACGGUGGUGAUGAUGGGCCGUCCGGCCUUGGUGGAGGUGGAGAAAUUCCCCCAUGCGCUCAUUUCCAUCUAUCUGGUGCUGGCCUUCACGCCCUUCGUCACCUUCCUCAUCGUCAAUGUGGCGGCCGAGAAGGAGCGGCGCAUCAAAGACACCAUGACCAUGAUGGGUCUCUACGACUCAGCCUUCUGGAUGUCAUGGGGCCUCCUUUACGCCGUCCUCGUGACGGCCAUGUCCGUCCUGAUGUCCGUCAUCGCCACAUCUACGUCCCUCUUCCCCCACAGCAACUUGGCCGUGGUCUUUUUCCUCAUCUUCCUCUACGGGAUCUCCUCGAUCUCCUUCUCCUUCAUGCUGACGCCAUUGUUCAGUAAGCCCAAGUUGGCCAGCACAGUGGGCUCCAUGUUGACGGUGGUCUUCGGAUGCCUGUCGCUUUUCACCGUCCUCAUGAAGGAUUUCCCGCAGGCGCUAGUCGGGAUCUUCUGCUUGCUCUCCCCCGCUGCGUUCUCCAUUGGCGUCGCGCAGGUGGUGUACCUGGAGGCUCAAGGAGAUGGCGCAAACUUCUGGUCCUUGACGAGCGGGCCUCAUCCGCUCUACGUGCCCCUGCUUAUGCUGCUUUUCGACUGUGUUCUCUACCUGCUGUUGGCCGUCUACUUAGACCAGGUUCUGCCAGGCCGGUUCGGGAUGAGGAGGUCCUUGUUAUACUUCCUGAAGUCGUCCUAUUGGUCCAAAGGCAGCGAGCGCUACGUGGAAGUGAGCUCGGCCUCGGAUGCCGAGGCCAACGGCGCUCCCGCCGGGGGUGACUCGGCGGAGCCCAUUUCGCCAGAGUUUCGCGGAAGAGAAGCCAUCCGCAUCGGCAACGUGAGGAAGGUUUACGUCGACAAAGACGAGACGGUAGAGGCGCUGGGCGGCCUGAGCUUGGACAUCUACGAGGGGCAGAUCACGGCUUUGCUGGGCCACAGCGGCGCCGGGAAGUCCACUCUGAUUAAUAUCCUGUGCGGCAUCUGCCCGGCCAGCGCUGGCGGCGCCUCCAUUUACGGCCGGCCGGUGACGCCCGACGGGCCCGACCUAAAGCGGCUUGUGGGCAUCUGCCCACAGUUCAACAUAGUCUUCGACGUCCUCAGCGUGGAGGAGCACCUGUGGAUCUUCGCCGCCAUCAAAGGCAUUCCGCCGGCCCGUGCCGACACCGAGGUGUCUAAAGUGCUAACAGAUCUGGAUUUGGAGAAGAUCAAGACUGCUCAGGCCAAGAAUCUCAGCGGAGGGCAGAAGCGUAAGCUCGCAGUCGCCAUCGCCUUCCUGGGAGACCCUAAGAUCUUGCUACUGGACGAGCCAACGGCCGGCAUGGACCCGUCCUCGCGCCACCAGGUAUGGUCCCUCCUGAAGAGUCGGCGGGCGGGCCGAGCUCUGGUCCUCAGCACGCACUACAUGGACGAGGCUGACAUCCUAGCUGAUCGCAAAGCUGUCAUCUCUCAAGGCCGCCUAAAAUGCGUGGGCUCGUCCUUGUUCCUGAAGACCAAGUGCGGCGUGGGCUAUCACCUCAGGAUGUCUGUGGGCCCCCGCUGUGAUGCCGGUCAUAUUUCCGCACUGGUCCAGCGGCACGUUCCCCGAGCCCGGAUGACUCGGCGGCAGGAGGCAGAGCUCACCUUCACGCUGCCUUUUGACAGCAGGGAAACUUUUGCAGCUUUGUUCUCGGAGCUGGACUCUCGAUCCGACGCCGGCGUGGUUAACUAUGGCGUUUCCAUGACCACGCUGGAGGACGUCUUUUUGCGCCUGGAGGCCGAGGCGGAAGUAGACCAAGCAGACUUCAGUGUCUUUAAUCAGGAGGCGACGGACGACGAGGGCGAGGGAGUAGGAGACGAUGCGGAGCGGCAGCUCCUGACUUUUUCCGGCAAGUCGGACGUGGUGCAAGGCGGAGCGCUUUGGCGCCAGCAGUUCAGUUCGGUGGCGCGGCUCCACGCACUCAACUUGUGGCGAGAGAGGAAGGCCUUCAUCUACAUUCUGGCUUUGUUGCUGGUGUUUGUGGCCUCCAUGCUGGUCCUGUCCCUGCUCACCGGCAACAUUCAGAUCGCCUCACCGGGUCGGCAGUUCCUGCCAAUCUACCUCCUGCGCAGAAACCAGCCCCCCGCCAAGUACGCCAGCAAGCUCCUAGUCAGCAACUCCACAGGUUCAGACAUUUCCGACUUCAUACGAAACCUUGAAGCGCAGGACAUCACCAUUGAAAUGAUGAAGAAGAGCGACUACGUGGCGGCAGCGCCACACAGCGCCGCCAUCAAUGUGACGGGAUCCAGCAAGGGUUUCCGCUACAGCGUGGCCUUCAACAGCACCACAGUACACUCCUUACCCAUGAUCGUCAAUAUCCUCAGCAACGCCCUGCUCAGAAGUCUCAACGGCACCAGACGCAUCCGAACGUGGAGCAAACCUUUCGAAUACCGAAUCCCCGAUGCCACGUCCUACGCGCUGGUCAUCAUCGAGGCCGUCUUGCUUGGAAUGCUGGCGGCCGGCAUGCCCGCCUACUUCGCCAUGGAACACACCAGAGACCGAGAGCUGAAGUGUCGCUCCAUGCUGCGGGUGUCCGGAUUGCUGCCGUCGGCGUACUGGUGUGGGCGGGCGGCCGUGGAUGUCCCCUUCUUCUUCCUGCUCCUGUCCUGCAUGAACUUGGUGGUCUUCUGCUUCCACACAGACGACCUGCUGACCUUACAAAACUUUGGCGCCGUGGUGAUGUGCACCAUGGGCUUCGCUCCAGCCGUCGUUCUCUUCACCUACGUCUGCUCUUUUGGCUUCAAUCGAGUCCAAAGCAACAAGGACUUCUUUUCCGUCAUUUGCAUGAUGGUAAGCGUGGUAUCUGCGGUGGUGGUUCACCUUCCUUUGGGCAGCAACAACCAGGAGGUGAUCAAUGCGUUUCACCAGGCCCUGUGUGUCCUCAAUCCGCUCUACCCGCUCAUGGGGUGCCUCAACUACAUCACCAAGACCGUCUUCUUGUCCUCCAACUACGAUCAGAUCGUCGUGUGGAAGAACGUGAUCGUCUCGUUUUUGGCGCCUUACCUGCAGUGCGUCGUGCUGAUCUUGGCGUUGCGCUGGCUGGAAGUUCGUCACGGCGGCAGGAACGUCAGGAACGAUAGCUUGUGCAGGAUUCGCUUCACUAGCCGGGCCGACACGAGGCCCGACCCCGACGAAUGUCCGGAUGAGGACGAGGACGUACGGCUGGAGAAGGCUCGGGUCAAGGAGGCGCUCGGCCGUCUGUCGUGCGACGAGAGGCCGCUGCUGCUUGCCAGUAACCUGAGGAAAAAAUACAAAAAUGGCAAAGAAGGUUUUGCCCUCAACAAGCGUGGAAAAGUGGCCACCAGGAGUGUCUCCUUCUGCCUUCGCAAAGGCGAGGUUCUGGGAAUUUUGGGCCCCAACGGAUCGGGCAAGAGCACCGUCAUGCACAUGCUGUCGGGUGAUACGGAGCCCACGUCAGGACAGGUGCUGAUGGGAGAUCCGGGCAGGCCGGGGUCAGAGCACUUGGGCUACUGCCCUCAGGUCAACCCUCUGUGGCCUCGGAUCACGCUGCACGAGCACCUGGAGAUCUACGCCGCCGUCAAGGGACUGAAGGGAGGUGACGCCCCGGAUGUUAUCAAGCGUGUGGUGAACGCGCUGGAGCUGAAGGAGCACGCGCACAAGCAAGCCAAGUGUUUAUCUUCCGGACUCAAGAGAAAACUGUGCUUCGCACUGAGCAUGAUCGGGAACCCUAAGACCAUCUUAUUGGACGAGCCCACGUUGGGGAUGGACCCCAAAUCCAAGCAGCGCGUGUGGAGGGCCAUCCGCGCCGCCAUGACGGAGCGCCAGCGCGGCACCGUGCUGACCACGCACUACAUGGAGGAGGCGGAGGCCGUGUGCGACCGUGUGGCCGUCCUGGUGUCGGGCCGGUUGAGGUGCCUGGGCUCCAUCCAGCACUUGAAGGCUAAGUAUGGCCGCGACUACAGCCUGGAGCUAAAACUCAGUUGGGAUCAGACGAGCCCCCAGCAGAGGGCGCUGCUGCACCAAGAGAUUCUCCAUAUCUUCCCUCACGCCUCCAAACAGGAGAGCUUUGCGACACUGAUGGUGUACAAAAUUCCCACGGAGGACGUGAACUCGCUGGCGCACGCCUUCUCGCAGCUGGAGCGCGUGAAGCAAACGUUCAAGUUUGAGGAGUACAACUUUUCGCAGUCCACGUUGGAACAGGUCUUCCUAGAGCUUGCCAAGGAGCAGGACAGCGAAGAGGACGAACCGCGCUCGCUCAGCACAACCUUCCAGUGGCGCCGUCUGCCCGACGAAACGGCCAACGGCGACAACUGCGACGACGGCGUCGUGCUGCAACUGUGACGCCCGAAAACAUCACUUUUCACGCGGCAUCAAAACUGUGGCUCCUUUCGCACCGACCGCCUAAACACUUUUCUUGAAAAGCAGUUUUAGUGGGCGCAAAAGGUAAAGGUUAAAGUAAAGGCAGCAUGAGGGGCUCCACCAUCACAUGACAUCAGCUUCGCCGUCCCUUUCAUUUUACACCAGCAUAGACGACGUUCCAGUCCGAUGCUGACAUUUUUAAUGUAGCGCACGGUAGCCAGGAUGCAAAAAAAAAAUAUUUAUAUUGCAGGGGUGGGCGUGACAUUAUUGAUCCUGAAGCAUUUGUUGUAUUAAUUUUGAAGUAUUUUUCCUGAAAUUUGUGAAUUAAAAUGUGGAUUUUA
Molecule: messenger RNA, 6314 nt
Organism: Corythoichthys intestinalis (scribbled pipefish)
Lineage: Eukaryota; Metazoa; Chordata; Actinopteri; Syngnathiformes; Syngnathidae
Gene: abca5
Product: ATP-binding cassette, sub-family A (ABC1), member 5
Exons: 36
Coding region: 1285-5955 (1556 amino acids)
Biological process (GO): lipid transport; transmembrane transport
Cellular component (GO): intracellular membrane-bounded organelle; membrane
Molecular function (GO): ATP binding; lipid carrier activity; ABC-type transporter activity
Source: RefSeq, a predicted model, not a curated record